Centropristis striata (black sea bass) is the source of this 2203-nucleotide messenger RNA. RefSeq names its product SMYD family member 5 (gene smyd5). The transcript has 13 exons. Lineage: Eukaryota; Metazoa; Chordata; Actinopteri; Perciformes; Serranidae. Gene Ontology annotation, molecular function: histone H4K20 methyltransferase activity; protein binding. Bases 33 to 1286 code for a protein of 417 amino acids. The record is from RefSeq and is a predicted model, not a curated record.
AGAGUCAGAGUUGAAAGGUCAUCCUCAGAAACAUGGCCGCUCCCCUGGAUGACAUGUUUUCCUUCUGCGUGGACCCCGGCAAAGUCUCCACCUGCGUGGACGUCCGGUUUAUAGACAACACCAAGGGUAAAGGUCUCUUCGCCAAAAAGAGCAUCAAGAAGGGAGACACCAUUUUCUUUGAGCGGCCUCUGGUCUCCUCCCAGUUCCUGUGGAAUGCUUUGUAUAAAUAUAAAGCCUGUGAGUUCUGCUUACGUGCCCUGGAGACGGCGGAGGAGAACGCCAGGAGGCUGAGCGGCGUGCCGGGCCUCAGCCUGCCUCACCCCGAGCUCUGCCGCGUCCGCCCCGAGCUGCACCAGGCCUGCCCCCAGUGCCAGGUGAUGUACUGUAGCAGCGAGUGCCGUCAGGCUGCAGCGGAUCAGUACCAUCGGGUUCUGUGUCUGGGUUCCUCUCAGGACGACCCCGACCACCCCAUCAACAAGCUCAAAGACGCCUGGAGGAGUAUGCAUUACCCCCCAGAGACCUCCAGCAUCAUGCUGAUGGCCAGGAUGGUCGCUGCGGUCAAACAGGCCAAAGACAAAGCUCACUGGCAGAAGCUGUUCUCCCACUUCUGCAGCCGGACGGGUAACGAGGAGGAAGAAAUCGCCCAUAAGCUCCUGGGAGAAAAGUUCAGAGGGCAGCUGGCCUUGUUACACAGCCUAUUUAAAGCAGCACUUUAUGAUGAUCACCUGACUCGGUGGUUCGUCCCUGAAGGUUUUCGUUCUCUGUUUGCUCUCGUGGGAACUAACGGACAAGGCAUCGGCACCAGCUCGUUGAGUCAGUGGGUUCAUGCCUGUGAUGCACUAGAGCUUCCCGGCCAGCAGAAGGAGCAGUUGGACUCUUUUAUCGACCAGCUGUACAAGGACAUAGAGAAAGAAACGGGAGACUUUCUAAACUGUGAAGGCUCUGGACUGUUUCUGCUCCAGAGCUCAUGUAACCACAGCUGCAUACCAAAUGCAGAGGCGUCCUUCCCCGACAACAAUUUCCUGCUCCAGCUCAGCGCCCUUAGUGACAUCACCCCAGGAGAGGAGAUCUGCAUCAGUUACCUGGACUGUUGUCAGAGGGACCGAAGCCGUCACAGCAGACACAAAACUCUGAGGGAGAACUACCUGUUUGUCUGCUCGUGUCCAAAGUGCGUCUCCCAGAUGGACGAGCUGGACGUGACAUCAGAGGAGGAAGAGGAGGAGGAAGGCGAGGCAGAAGGGGAAACAGAAGGGGAUGAGAUGGAAGAUGAAAUGACAGAUGUCUGAUGAAAGACUUAAAGCCCAUAUUGUUCUCAGCCAUUCCCUGUCCUGCCACCACGCUAAGCAUCAUGAAGCCCUGAGGAAUAAAAAAACACCAGUUCAGACUAUGAGCUGCUGCAUUUCACCACAACUGUCCAAACGUGUGGAAAAAUGUCUCAAAUCACCACAUUUCACUCAUUCUUUGUCUGGUUUUAGAGUUCGGCCACAGAACGGUGACAGGUUUCACUCUGCUUCAGCACAUUGAGUUUAAAUAAAACAGAGUCAACAACAAAGCUCUGCUAGGCCUUUUUACACUGCUACCAGGUGUUUUCUUUUUUGUAAAUUUUAUUUAUGCAAAGUUUUGGCACAUAUAUAUAUAUAUACAGACACAUACAGUACAAUAAACAUAGAAAAAACCCAACCGAGAAAAAAAUAAUUAAGAUAAAAGUAAACAAACAGAUAAAACAAAACAGAAGCAACAGACAGCCAGCCACCACUUCAAUCAUUAACGUAAAAAGAAAAUGUGCAUAAAAAAACAUGUCGGUCCAACAAAAUGUCCCCAAUUGUCCACUCGCAUGAAAUGAAAAGGCCCGAGCCAGAGGGGAACAGCAAAGUCUCAUAACCCAGAUACAUAUCAAGAAAAAAUAUACAAUAUAUAUAUAUAUAUAACGUAUAUUUAUAUACAAUAUAAUAUAAUAAAAAAAAUAAUAAUUACUUAAUAAAAUAAAAAGAAAGCAGUGCGUUCAGGUACCAGUUUGAGGUUUAUCUUUUCUAAUGUAUUCAAUAAAAGGGCCCCAGAUCUUUUUUCACCUAUCAUGAGAAUUAGACAAAGAAAAUCGAACCUCCUCGAGGUGUAAACAGGAAACCAGAUCAUUCAGCCACCUUUUGAAGCAGGGAGGAGAAGCAGACUUCCACUCCCUUAGGAUCUGCUACCAGGUGUUUAA